AUGUUAGACCCGUCGUCCAGCGAGGAGGAAUCUGAUGGGAUAGUGGAGGAGGAAUGCAAGGAGGCGACGGCUCCCCAGGCCGGGACCCGCAUCUCCCCCAGCCGGACCAGUGAGAGCUCGGGCGGCGGACUGGCGCCCAGCAGCAGCAGCCGCAGCAGCGCCCGGCCGACCAGCCCGAGCCCGUCCGCCGCCAGCGAGGAGAAGGAGGACCUGGAGAAGCUGCAGCGGGAGGAAGAGGAGCGCAAGAAGAAGCUGCAGCUCUAUGUGUUUGUGAUGCGAUGCGUGGCUUAUCCCUUCAACGCCAAACAGCCCACAGACAUGGCAAGGCGACAGCAGAAGAUAACCAAGCAGCAGCUUCAGCAGACCAAGGAUCGUUUCCAGGCCUUCCUCAACGGAGAUACACAAAUUGUGGCUGAUGAAGCAUUCAUUAACGCUGUGCAGAGCUUUCAUGAGGUGUUCCUGAAGAGUGACCGUGUGGCUAAGAUGGUCCAGAGCGGUGGCUUCUCGGCCAAUGAUUUCAGGGAAGUGUUCAAGAGGCACAUUGAGAAGCGCGUGCGCAGCCUGCCAGAGAUCGACGGCCUGAGCAAGGAGACGGUCCUCAGCUCCUGGAUGGCCAAGUUCGACACCAUCUACCGCGGUGACGAAGAUCCACGCAAGGCACAGCAACGCAUGACAGCGAGCGCCGCUUCCGAACUGAUCCUCAGCAAGGACCAGCUGUACGAGAUGUUCCAAAAUAUCCUCGGCAUCAAAAAGUUUGAGCACCAGCUGCUUUACCAGGCCUGCCAGCUGGACAACCUGGAUGAGCAGGCUGCACAGAUCAGGAGGGAGUUGGAUGGUCGUCUUCAGAUGGCCGACCAGAUUGCCAGGGGCGGUAAAUUCCCCAAGUUCGUGUCUAAGGAGAUGGAAGCCAUGUACAUCGAGGAGCUCAAGUCUUCAGUGAAUCAGCUGAUGGCCAAUCUGGAGAGCAUGCCCGUGUCCAAGGGGGGAGAGUUUAAACUCCAGAAGAUGAAACGGGGACACAACACCUCCAUCAUCGACAUGGGCCAGGAGGACGAGAACACCCUGUCCAAGUCCGAUGUGGUUCUGUCCUUCACUCUGGAGGUGGUGAUUAUGGAAGUGGUGGGGCUGAAGUCUCUGGCUCCGAACAGGAUCGUCUACUGCACCAUGGAGGUGGAGGGAGGAGAGAAACUCCAGACUGACCAGGCAGAAGCAUCCAAGCCAACCUGGGGCACCCAGGGGGACUUCACCACCACACACCCUCUGCCCGGUGUCAAGGUGAAGCUGUUUACAGAGAGCACAGGGGUGCUGGCGCUGGAGGACAAAGAACUGGGCAGGGUCGUCCUCCACCCAACUCCGAAUAGCCCCAAGCAGUCAGAGCUCCACAAGAUGACUGUGACCAAGGCUUGCCCCGACCAAGACCUCCGGAUCAAACUGGCCAUACGUAUGGACAAGCCACAGAACAUGAAGCACUGCGGGUAUCUGUGGGCCUUUGGGAAGAAUGUGUGGAAGCGCUGGAAGAAGCGAUUCUUUGUUCUAGUGCAGGUGAGCCAGUAUACAUUUGCCAUGUGCAGCUACAGGGAGAAAAAGUCAGAGCCACAGGAACUUCUCCAGCUGGACGGGUAUACUGUGGACUACAGUGACCCCCAGCCAGGCUUGGAUGGUGGCCGGGCUUUCUUCAACGCAGUAAAGGAGGGUGACACUGUGAUGUUUGCCAGCGAUGACGAGCAGGACCGCAUCCUGUGGGUCCAGGCCAUGUACCGCGCCACUGGCCAGUCCCACAAGCCCGUCCCACCCACUCAGGUCCAGAAACUCAACUCCAAAGGGGGCGCCUCAGCCCAAAUGGAUGCUCCCAUUUCUCAGUUCUACGCUGACAGAGCUCAGAAACAUGGCAUGGAUGAGUUUAUCUCCGCUAACCCCUGUAGCUUUGACCACGCCUCGCUUUUUGAGAUGGUGCAGCGGCUCACGUUGGACCACAGGCUCAACGACACCUUCUGCUGCCUGGGAUGGUUCAGCCCAGGCCAGGUGUUUGUCCUGGAUGAGUACUGUGCCAGGAACGGAGUUCGAGGUUGUCACAGACAUCUGUGUUACCUGCGUGAUCUGCUGGAGAGAGCAGAGAGUGGGGCGAUCAUUGAUCCCACUCUCCUUCACUACAGCUUUGCUUUCUGUGCCUCCCAUGUCCAUGGGAACAGGCCGGACGGGCUGAGCACAGUGAAAGUGGAUGAGAAGGAGCGGUUCGAAGACAUCAAGGAGCGGUUGCGUGUGAUUUUGGAAAACCAGAUUGUACAUUUCAGAUAUUUUUUCCCCUUCGGCCGUCCAGAGGGAGCACUGAAGGCCACGUUAUCCUUGCUGGAGAGGGUCCUGAUGAAGGACAUCGUGACCCCAGUCCCACCAGAGGAAGUGAAAGGAGUCAUCCGCAAGUGUCUGGAGCAGGCUGCUGCGCUCAACUACGAGCGGAUUAAAGAAUAUGCUAAAAUUGAAGGUAAACAAAACACACGAGAUGAGACACGCCGCUUAGUCACGCCUGCCAAAAAGCUGGAGGAAACAAUUCGCCUGGCGGAGUUAGUCAUAGAGGUCCUCCAGCAGAACCAGGAGCACCAUGCGGAGGGAAAAGAGGCGUUUGCGUGGUGGACGGACCUCAUGGUGGAGCAUGCAGAGAACUUCCUGGCCCUCUACGGCAUCGACAUGGACGCCGCUCUUGAGAUUCAAUCACCCGAGAGCUGGGACAGCUUCCCUCUCUUCCAGCUGCUCAACGACUUCCUCCGGGCAGACUAUCAUCUGUGCAAUGGAAAGUUCCACAAGCACCUUCAGGAUCUGUAUGCUCCUCUGGUGGUUAGAUAUGUGGAUCUGAUGGAGUCCUCCAUCGCACAGUCAAUUCACAAGGGCUUUGAGCGAGAGUCCUGGGAGCCUGUAAAGAGUUUAACAAGUAAUCUGCCCAAUGUGAAUCUACCAAAUGUGAACCUCCAAAUUCCCAAAGUACCAAAUCUGCCCGUGCCAGUAGCAGGACUAUCAGUUAACCUUCCACAAAUGCCUAGCUUUUCUACCCCGUCAUGGAUGGCUGCUAUAUAUGACUCUGAUAAUGGCUCUGGGGCAUCGGAGGAUCUCUUCUGGAAGCUGGAAGCUCUCCAGACCUUCAUCAGGGACCUGCACUGGCCCGAGGAGGAGUUCGCCAAACACCUGGAGAGUCGCAUCCAGCUCAUGUCCAGCAACAUGAUCGAGAACUGCGUCAAGCGCACCCGUUUGGCAUUUGAGUCCAAGCUGACAAAGAGCAGCAGGUCCACAGAUUUCCGCAUUUCUCCGACACUAUGCACCAUGUUCAACGUGAUGGUGGACGCCAAGGACCAGUCAGCUAAACUGUGCGCUAUGGAGAUGGGCCAAGAGGUAACAGCUUCACCUGGGACAUACCACACCACAAUAGAUGAACUGAUUGAGGAAAGUGUGAAGGACAUGAUCCAGUUCCUGGUUGCGAAGUUUGUGGCCAUUCUGGAGAGUGUGCUGGCUAAGAUCUCCAGAUACGAUGAAGGCACUCUCUUCUCCUCAUUCCUCUCUUUCACGGUGAAAGCUGCCUCAAAAUAUGUUGAUGUACCCAAACCGGGCAUGGAUGUGGCCGACGGCUACGUGACCUUUGUGCGCCACUCUCAGGACAUACUCCGUGAUAAGGUCAAUGAGGAGGUGUAUAUAGAAAGGUUAUUUGAUCAAUGGUACACUGCCACCAUGAACCUGCUGGGGACCUGGCUCACUGAGCGGAUGGACCAGCAGCUCCACGUCUACCAGCUCAAGAUCCUCAUCAGGAUCACCAAGAAGAAGUACAGGGACUUCCGCCUGCAGGGCGUCCUGGACUCCACCCUGAACAGCAAGAUGUACGACACCGUGCGCAACCGGCUGAUCCUGGAGGAGGCCACCGCCUCAGUGAGGGAAGGAGGCAUGGCCGGCAUCUCCAUGAAGGACAGCGACGAGGAGGACGAAGACGACGACUAG
Molecule: messenger RNA, 3975 nt
Organism: Limanda limanda (common dab)
Lineage: Eukaryota; Metazoa; Chordata; Actinopteri; Pleuronectiformes; Pleuronectidae
Gene: cadpsb
Product: Ca2+-dependent activator protein for secretion b
Exons: 30
Coding region: 1-3975 (1324 amino acids)
Biological process (GO): dense core granule exocytosis; synaptic vesicle exocytosis; positive regulation of exocytosis
Cellular component (GO): glutamatergic synapse
Source: RefSeq, a predicted model, not a curated record